AUGAUGCUGUCUGUGGCUCUUCUGCUGCUGCUGGCAGCUGGAUCCUGUGUGAAGAGUGAGACACUGACACAGGUGGCCUCGGUGACUGUGCAGCCAGGGCACACUCUCUCCCUCCCCUGUAACGUCUCCUACUCUUUAGGCAGCUACUUCACUGCAUGGAUCAGACAGCAGGCAGGGAAAGGCCUGGAGUGGAUUGGAAGCAAAUACACCGGAGCAUCCUACUAUAAAGAAAGUCUGAGGAACAAAUUCAGUAUUGAUUUAGACACCUCCAGUAACAAAGUGACUCUGAUCGGACAGAACAUGCAGCCUGCAGACUCUGCAGUGUACUACUGCGCAAGAGACACACAGUCAAACAAAGAAUGA
Messenger RNA from Knipowitschia caucasica, 363 nucleotides. The record is from the annotation of a GenBank genome assembly. NCBI's taxonomy places the organism in Eukaryota, Metazoa, Chordata, Actinopteri, Gobiiformes, Gobiidae.